Paecilomyces variotii is the source of this 1271-nucleotide messenger RNA. Its product is annotated as peroxisomal membrane protein. Bases 434 to 958 code for a protein of 174 amino acids. The record is from RefSeq and is a predicted model, not a curated record. The transcript is spliced from 5 exons. Lineage: Eukaryota; Fungi; Ascomycota; Eurotiomycetes; Eurotiales; Thermoascaceae. Gene Ontology annotation, cellular component: membrane; cytoplasm; mitochondrion.
CAUAAUAAUUAUUAACAACGCCUCCCAAGCUAAGGCCAAGCCAUUCCAGAUCCACUACGGGGACAGCGAAAGGGGAACUCGGGACGCAGUCCUAGCUCGAUAGCAUCAUAAUAGAGUAGUAGCUCUCUGGAUAGCGACAGAUCCGUGGCCACAUGCCGUUUUUCGGUGGACCGAAUAAGUUAGACAAGAACCUGUUCGUAUUAUUGCUUUCUGGUGUUCCCAGCUUGCUUGCUUGCUUGCUGGUCUAACAGUAAUAACUCUAGUAUCUAGCGGCUUAUCAGAGCGGACAGCUCGAGACCGCGUAACAUGAACUUUCCUCAACAUAUCUACCCCAGACAAUCUGAUCUCCUUCCCCAUCUUCUAAGGCCAGCUGCCAAACAACCCCUCUGGAGUAGGCUCCCAUUGUUACCGUUACCGACAUACUGGACUCACAAUGGCAUUUCGAUGGUAUCAAGCACGGCUGGCGAAGCAGCCGAUCCUCACGGCCAGCGUAUCCAGCGCGAUUCUGUUUGGUAGCGGAGAUGUUCUUGCCCAGCAGCUGGUCGACCGCAAAGGUCUAGAGAAGCAUGACUUUGCCAGGACCGGUCGCAUGGCGCUCUACGGUGGAGCUAUCUUUGGUCCCGCUGCCACGACCUGGUUCGGUUUCCUCCAGCGCAAUGUUGUCCUAAAGAGCACUCGUGCGACCUUGGUUGCGCGAGUCGUUGCAGACCAGGGUCUCUUUACCCCAACACAUCUGACGGCAUUCCUCUCGUCUAUGGCCAUUAUGGAAGGCACCGAUCCCGUGGAGAAAUGGCGUUCUACCUUCUGGCAGAGCUACAAGGCCAACCUGAUGAUCUGGCCUUGGGUGCAGGCAGUCAACUUUACGUUUGUGCCUCUCGAGCUCCGGGUCCUGGUGGUCAAUGUGAUCAGUCUGGGCUGGAACUGCAUUUUGAGUUUGAUCAGCAGCAAUGAGGGUUGACUCGGCUGAUCAAGGUACCACCAAAAAAAAAUAGAUAAAGGGCCUGGUAGCCCACGGUUUGUGCUUCAGUCUUCUUAUGUGCUCAUUGGAAUGCCGCGCGGAGAUAGAAAGGUGUAUUGCGAGGGUCUAGAUUAUAUUUGCAAGAGAACUGCUUUCGAAUGCGUCUCCACAUCGCAGUAUAUCGUCUUUCUUUAUUUGAUUGUUUUUUGCAUGACAGCGACGCAGUAAAGAAAUCCAUGAAUUGAAAUGACUUGACAGUAAAAACACCUGUGUUGAGUGACGGUUGAUUGUGAAGAGUUUCAAUGUUGCCGGG